AUGCUAAGUCAACUGAUCCUGAUCAACUGCAUGUCUCGCUGCUUGUCACAUACAGUCCAAAUGUUUGUUGCUUCACUUCUCACGCUUGUAUGCGUUGAUAGGCAGCAUUUUCAGCAAGCAGGUUAUUGUUUUGUUGAAUUUGCUGAUCGCGACACGGCUCGCCGUGCAAUGUUGCAUAUCAAUGGUAAAACGAUACCAAAAUCAAAACCGACCGCAGCCUUCAAUCUUUCAUUCGCGAAUUCGCCAACUGCACCAUUUUUGGUGAACGUUACGAAUCAUGCCGUGGUGCAAAGGUGUAUCGGAACACGGAUGGAACUUCGAAGGCUUGAAAUGAAUAAAUAUCGUGUUGGCGGUAAGCAGUUGUUAUUGAAAUUAGCACAGCCAAAGUAUCGUGCCCCAAAAACACCGCGCUAUUUGCAACAGCAGCAGGCUCCUGCCUGUGAGACAAUGGGUUACUAUGCAAGCACUCAGGACAAUCGGGCAGUGGCGCAAGUGGCCCCGCCGGUAUCAUCAUCUUCGUAUUAUCAGUACAGCGCAACUCCCGUAACAAGCAGUCAGUCCAGUCCAUAUGCAGCACAACAGUACGGCUCAACAGCAGAUUCACGAGCGACACAGAAUAAUUAUGAGCAAUGUUAUCGGAAAGUUGUCGGAGGUGCGGUUGUAUCCUGUGAAGCGAACGGUGUCGAACCAGUGAGCGAUGAAACGGCGGAUGAGAACAAUGAAAAAGUGCUGGACAACAGUGAAGAAUUCUACGAAGCACUGGAACAGAGUCGAUGGAGUAAAGUGGUUUUCAGCGCUGAUAUGCAUGAAAAUGAUCUGUUAAAGGCCCUUUCUUAG
Gongylonema pulchrum is the source of this 837-nucleotide messenger RNA. NCBI's taxonomy places the organism in Eukaryota, Metazoa, Nematoda, Chromadorea, Rhabditida, Gongylonematidae. The record is from the annotation of a GenBank genome assembly.